This is a messenger RNA of Jaculus jaculus (lesser Egyptian jerboa), 3978 nucleotides long. It is a transcript of the gene Gramd1c, whose product is annotated as GRAM domain containing 1C. Gene Ontology annotation, molecular function: sterol binding; sterol transfer activity. NCBI's taxonomy places the organism in Eukaryota, Metazoa, Chordata, Mammalia, Rodentia, Dipodidae. Gene Ontology annotation, biological process: intracellular sterol transport. The record is from RefSeq and is a predicted model, not a curated record. Gene Ontology annotation, cellular component: endoplasmic reticulum-plasma membrane contact site; endoplasmic reticulum membrane; plasma membrane. Bases 414 to 1790 code for a protein of 458 amino acids. The transcript is spliced from 13 exons.
CUUGCCGCCAGGUUGAGAAGGCUAAAUGGAAAAACCAGGAAGUGACGAGUCAAGGGCUUUAAACUGCACUUGAGCUUGGCUACUACGCGGAAAGUGUCUUCUAACAAAAGUAGGAAACUGAAGUGGCGAUUUUAUGUGGUUGUCAUUAAAUCUUUGAAGUUCCCCCCCGGGGACGAGGACUGAGGCCAUUGCAGAAUGCUUAGAAUACUAAGCUUUCUGGGCCAGAAACUGAUCCCCUGGUUUUCCAGUACGAUCUGAUCCCUGCUGGGUUUAUCUUUAUUUUGUUAACUGGGGCUCCGUAGGCAGAAGAGGGAAGACAGACACUCCUUUGCUUGCAGAGCCUGACCAGACAGGAAUCCUGACAAUUGCUCCGGCAAAACUAUGGCACUGAGCUGGGCUUAAAUGCUGAAGAAAUGGAAACCUUAUCACUGUCAAUUGAAGAGAAUGUUCAGCCAAGAAGCCCCGGAAGGAGCGGCAUGGAUGACUCUGGGGAGAAAGAUGAAAAAUUACCCAAGUCUGUCUGUUUUACACGCGAAUCAAUUAGUCGAGUUUCAGGAGCAGAGUCGUUGGAUGAAAAUUCAUCAAAAGGGGGAUUAGGAAAAGAGGAACCCCAAAGUGAGAAACAUAUCAAAAAGAGUCCUGCACUGGCUUCUGACAAGAGACCCAGCAGAGUGCCUUCAAAAUCAGUGGACUUAAACAAAAAUGAGUAUCUUUCUCUAGACAAAAGCAGCACUUCAGAUUCUGUCGAUGAAGAAAAUAUCCCUGAGAAUGAUCUUUCAGGACGACUUCACAUCAACCGCGUCUUUCACAUAAGCGCCGAGAGGAUGUUUGAGUUGCUCUUCACAAGUUCACGCUUUAUGCAGAAAUUCACCACUUCUAGAAAUAUAAUAGACAUUGUGUCUACCCCGUGGACUGUAGAAUCAGGAGGAGAUCAGCUGAGGACCAUGACUUACACUAUCGUCCUGAACAAUCCACUCACUGGAAAAUGCACCGCGGCUACCGAGAAGCAGACACUGCAUAAGGAAAGUCGGGAAGCACAGUUUUACUUAGUAGAUUCAGAAGUGCUGACACAUGAUGUCCCCUACCAUGAUUACUUCUAUACCCUGAACAGAUACUGUAUUCUCCGAUCUGCAAAGCAGAGGUGCAGGCUCAGAGUUUCCACAGAUUUGAAAUACAGAAAACAACCAUGGGGCCUUGUAAAAUCUUUAAUUGAGAAGAACUCCUGGAGUUCGUUGGAAAAUUAUUUCAAGCAGCUUGAAUCGGAUUUGUUAACAGAAGAAUCUAUGUUAAAUCAGUCCGUUGAAGACCCUGGAAAACUUAGCGGUCUGCGGAGGAGAAGGCGGGCACUGAGCCGAGCAGCAGAAGUAAUGCCCAAGCUCUCCUCCCAGUGUUCUUCUGGAGACAUGCGUUUAGAGGCCCGAGGGACCAUCUCAGGAAAGCAAAAGUUACUGGGGAGCCGUGACACUGCCAUUAUUGUGGUGAUGAGUGUUUUUCUGCUGCUGCUAGUUUUGUUGAAUGUCACUCUGUUUCUGAAGUUGCUGAAGAUAGAAUAUACUACCCAGACCUUUUACCGCCUUCACUUCCGGGAAGAGAAAUCCUCAGAUGUAGCCUCAGAUAUGGCCUCAAGAGCAGAAAAUUUUCAAAAGAACAAAGAUCAAGCCCAUCAUUUGAAAGGAGUGCUUCAAGAUUCCAUAGUGAUGUUGGAGCAGCUGAAGAGCUCACUAAUUAUGCUUCAGAAGACCUUUGACCUCCUAAACAAGAACAGGAGUGGUGUGUCUGGUGAAAGCUAGUGAUCUGCAUUGGAACUGCAGAGACAGUUGGAGCCAGAAGGAAACAUUGGGAAGAAAACCAGAGGAUGAAGGAUUUUGAUUGUCACACUUGCAUUUCCACGUUAAUUUUUGGGAUUUCUUUGAUGUCCUUGAGCAUUUAUCCUUUCACUUUCUAUUUAAGCUGUGAAUUUCUCCAGUACCCCAUGGAAUACAUUUUGGAACUGAAACUCUGUGCCACAAAAAGACCCUCGAGGGAAGUAGGUUUCUUUUUCUUUUUAAAGUGAGGCUUCACGCUUGAUGCUUACACCUGUUGGCACACAGUCAGUAUGUGCCCAGUGCUCCAGCUACGUCAAGAGCCCCAGGUGAAGUAAAUGGCUGAGAGGAGGGUUCCGUGGAGAAAGCACUGGCCACAUAAGCAUGCGUGCCAGAGUUCAGGGCCCCAGACCCCACAUAAAAAGCAGGAAGUUGUGGUGGGCUCCUGUCAUCCCAGCGCCCACGAUGGGAGGUAGAGACAGGAAAAAUUUCUGGAAGCUCUUGGGCCAGGCAGCCUGGUGAACAGAGGACCCCAAACAAGGUGGAAGUCAAGUCCUGAUGUGAAAGUUAUCCUCUGACCUCCCCACAUGUACCAUGCGUGCCCCCCCCACAAUUAAAAUAAGAAGAAACCUCUAAGUCACUGCAAAUUUUCAAGCACAUAUGUUUUCAGGUUUGUAUCAUGUAAAUAUUAAAGUAGGUUCAUUUAUUUGGCAUGCAAAGGUCAGUGGUCAAACCUUUCACAUCUGUAUAUUACUAAAUGAAAGGUUUCUUUUAGUCAUGUUGUAUCUUUAUGAGAAAAAAAUAGCUAUUUUUAUUAUUACAGUGGCAGGAGUAAAAUUAUUAUUCAUAAUCAAAAGACAGAAGAAUUGAGCCGGGUGUGGUGGCGCAUACCUUUAAUCCCAGCACUCAGGAGGCAGAGGUAGGAUUGCUGUGAGUUCGAGGCCACCCUGAGACUCCAUAGUGAAUUCCAGGUCAGCCUGGGCUAGAGUGAGACCCUACCUCAAAAAACCAAAAAACAAAACAAAACAAAACAAAAAAAACCAGAAGAAUUUAGGAAAAGGAAACAAGUAAGAUACUAUGGCUCAAAAUGAAGGAGUUUUAGAUGCCAGGAGACUGUGAUAAAAUCUGGGCAUUUCCUGACAAAUCAGAUGUAUACUUGAACUAAGCCUGGAUUCAGCUUAGCAAUCACUUGUGUUAAAAGUGAUCCAUCUGGUUGAGAAUAAUUUGUAUUUUCAGUAUCCACGUGGCACUUCGUCUUUAUAUGUGUGAAGCUUUUGCCAGUAAGUCAUAAGCCAGACACAUACUUGAGCUCUAUAGUAAACACUUUGGGCUCAUGUGUGUCAUGGUUGGUGUGAGUGCACAAACUCGUGAGCCAUGAGCGUGAGCGUGUUCGUAAAAAGUUUUUAGCACUUCAGUCUCAGUACAGGUAGUUUGUGACCUGACUUGAAACCAGACAUUUUUUUAAAAGGAGUCAGGACAAAUUCAUGAAGGGUUUAUUCUUUUGUCCCCAAGGAACACAACUAGAUUGGGUAUAUGUUCUUACUAUUUGAACAAACACUAACCUUAAAAUUUUUUUUGUUUUUAUUUUUAUUUAUCUGCAAGCAACAGACAGAGAAAGAGGCAGAUAGAGAGAAUGGGCAUGCCAGGGCCUCCAGCCACUGCAAACGAACUCCAGACGCGUGCGCCCCCUUGUGCAUCUGGCUAAUGUGGGUCCUGGGGAAUCAAGCCUUGAACCGGGGUCCUUAGGCUUCACAGGCAAGCGCUUAACCGCUAAGCCAUCUCUCUAGCCCCAAACACUAACCUUUAAUGUUUCCUUUUCCCUAGUGUCACUAAAGCCAAAUGGAUUUGCUAAGGUCACUUCUGAGAUGAUUGUAGAGCAUGAUACUUGAUUAGAGGGCAACUAAUUGACCCGGGGUUACAGCGUAAUAUUUGGGUUUCUCUGUUUUUUUUGAGGAGAACACAUGAAGUGUCUGGCUACGAGCAAGAGUGACUGGAUAAUGAACUUGAAACUUAAAUGCACAGAAAUGUUAACUGUUAAUAUUUUUUUGUCGUUUCUCUAAAGCUGUACUUUAUAAUAUACCUCAAAGAUUACCAAAGUCGCUUCAUACAUUAAGAUCGAGUACAUGUAUAUGCAGAAUUAAUGAAAAUUUGAACCUAUUAUGUAAACUGGACUUAA